Molecule: messenger RNA, 1667 nt
Organism: Leucoraja erinaceus (little skate)
Lineage: Eukaryota; Metazoa; Chordata; Chondrichthyes; Rajiformes; Rajidae
Gene: gemin7
Product: gem (nuclear organelle) associated protein 7
Exons: 2
Coding region: 165-566 (133 amino acids)
Biological process (GO): spliceosomal snRNP assembly
Cellular component (GO): SMN-Sm protein complex
Source: RefSeq, a predicted model, not a curated record
GGAAGCGCGUGUCGCAUUGUAAAAUGGCGGCCGUGACGUUCCGUCACGUACUACACGCCAGUCCAUUGGAUUUCGGAGGAGUGGUCCAUCUUGCUCCUCUAGGAUCUUUGGUUCCAACUUUGUCGAAGGAGCAAGACAGAGCAACAGGCAGCAGCCUCUCCUGAAUGACGUCCCCUGUGUUAGUUGUGCGUCUCCCACGGGGCCCGGAGGGACAGAGCCGAGGCUUUGACCCCACAUCUGCCCGCUACCACGCCUUGGCACCCUCAACCAUUCGAGCUUCGAACAACUGCUCCAGUGUCUGCCUGGCAGAGGAGCAGCGCUCCCGCUCUCUGCUCCGGGAACGCUUUCUGCAAAGUUUGAUUACGAUGACGAAGAAGCCGGUGACCUUUACAAUGUAUGAGCAGGUGAUUGUCACCGCAGCAUUCACCGCCUCUGACAUUGACAUCCUCAACUUCCAAGUCACGGCCUUGCAGACGCCAUUAGGCAUUCAGAAGGAAGCCUUACUGCGCUGUACUGACAUCAUUGCUUGUACAUUUGACCUUGAAUGCACUCCGACUAUUUGUUAGAAAGGCUGUUAUACCCUGUUACCUGUCUGGCUUGACCAUGGUCGGGUUAGAGUCACAACACUGGGAAUGAGAUUUUUAUUCCUCGAAAAGGCACAAAGCGCUGGAGUAACUCAGCAGAUCAGGCAGCAUCCCUGGAGAACCUGGAUGGGUGACCAUAUAACCAUAUAACAAUUACAGCACGGAAACAUGCCAUCUCGGCCCUACAAGUCCGUGCCGAACAAUUAUUUUCCCUUAGUCCCACCUGCCUGCAUUCAUACCAUAACCCUCCAUUCCCAUCUCAUCCAUAUGCCUAUCCAAUUUAUUUUUAAAUGAUACCAACGAACCUGCCUCCACCACUUCCACUGGAAGCUCAUUCCACACCGCUACCACUCUGAGUAAAGAAGUUCCCCCUCAUGUUACCCCUAAACGUCUGUCCCUUAAUUCUGAAGUCAUGUCCUCUUGUUUGAAUCUUCCCUAUUCUCAAAGGGAAAAGCUUGUCCACAUCACUCUGUCUAUCCCUCUCAUCAUUUUAAAUACCUCUAUCAAGUCCCCCCUUAACCUUCUGCGCUCCAGAGAAUAAAGAACUAACUUAUUCAACCUUUCUCAUUUUUCUCAGUACCCUUCUUCAGAUGAGUUACUCCAACACAUUUUGUGUCGGAACCCUUUUUCAGACCUGACCCGCUAAGUUGCCCCAGCAUUUUGUGUCUAUGUUUGGUUUUCAACCAGCUUAUGCAGUUACAUAUUGAGCAUUGAAAUUGGGAUGGAGAAACAAGGAAGUGCAGAUGCUGAUAUACAGAAAAACUGUUGGAGUAACUCAUCUGCAGAAGGGUACCGAACCGAAAGGUCACCUAUCAAUGUUCACCAGGGAUGCUGCCUGACCCGCUGAGUUACUCCAGCACUUUGUCUUUCGUUGGUAAUCCAGCAUCUGUAGUUCGUUGUUUCUAAAUGUUAUUCCUUCUCCCAUUGAGGAUUUUCGCACCCAUUCCAUUACCUUUGUAUCAGGAGGGGAAUUACUGGAGGUCUGAGGUGAGAGGUGGAAAAUGCACUGUUAUUAUUAAUAUGUGCAAAUUUGGCUUGUGCGGUAAAAUUUUGAAUUAAAAUGUUUAGUUUAUAAAAGCACGA